AUGCGAAAGUAGAUAAAAAUAUGUACACGUGCAUGGGAAUGAUUGGAGGGGACCACCAGGGUUGAAUCUUCUUUUCCUCAAUUAUCUUAUACAUUUCUAAUUAUGUUGCCUCCUAUAUAUAUACCAUAUUCAGCCUUCCACAUUUUCCCAACACAAAACCAUAAAAUCCCACUCUAAUAUAAUAUAAUUGUUUCUUUUCUUCACUAGAUCUCAUUCAAUUAUAUUCCACCUUUUCUUACCGUUAAUUAUAUACAAUAUAAUUAAUGGAGGGAAAUAAACUGCAACGCCAAGCUGCCUGCAUGAGAAAUGCCCUUUUUGAUCAGGGAUAUCUUGAUGAACAGUUCAUUCAAUUAGAAGAUUUGCAAGAUGAAGCCAACCCUAAUUUCGUGGAAGAGGUCGUCAAACUAUUCUACUCUGAUUCGGCUCGAUUUAUUCGAAAUAUCGAUCUGACACUGAACAAUAGUCCUUCCGAUUUUGUAAAACUGGAUAAUAUUAUGCACCAGUUCAAGGGUAGCAGCUCGAGUAUUGGGGCCAAAAAAGUCAAACAGCGAUGCACCCAAUUCCAAGAAUACUGCAAAAUUGGCAACUUUGAAGGGUGCAUGAGGACAUUCCAAGAGGUAAAACAAGAGCAUGCAGCACUGAAAAAGAAGAUCGAGAGUUAUCUUCAGGUAGCAAGACAAGCUCGUUAAUUCCCCAAAUUAAACGAGCGGAGGAGCAACAAAAUAAUGAUGCCUAAUAAGUCAAUGUAACAUCUUUUUUCUAGAAAUCAAUUGACUUUGAAUCAAUGGAAGAGAGUUGAUAAUUUCAUGUGUUCUUGUGUUAAUUAAAUGUUUAAUCUCUUUAAAUCUUUAUAAAAACCAAUAGAGGCCCAUUUCAUUUA
Messenger RNA from Erythranthe guttata (spotted monkey flower), 880 nucleotides. Its product is annotated as histidine-containing phosphotransfer protein 4. The record is from RefSeq and is a predicted model, not a curated record. Lineage: Eukaryota; Viridiplantae; Streptophyta; Magnoliopsida; Lamiales; Phrymaceae. Gene Ontology annotation, biological process: cytokinin-activated signaling pathway; phosphorylation; phosphorelay signal transduction system. Gene Ontology annotation, cellular component: cytoplasm; nucleus. Gene Ontology annotation, molecular function: histidine phosphotransfer kinase activity; protein histidine kinase binding.